AUGCCGACUCCUCUCGAUCGCGCAACGAGCCAACGUGCUCCCUUCUUUGCCUUUGCGGCGCUCAUCACGGGUGUUGCUGCGUGGAGCAUCUGGGGUCAGGACUUGUUUCCUAGCGCUGAUCCUACUGGCGAUCCGGAAACGUGGACUCGCGACCAAUGCCUCGCCUGGCUUAACCAUCGAAACCUACACCCCUCUCCGCUCGCUACCACUGCCGAGCUUCUGGAGCGCAUCAAAGCCAACAUGAGGGUUGCUCGGGACGGCAACUAUGGCGCAACAGGUCGCCAAUAG
This is a messenger RNA of Macroventuria anomochaeta, 288 nucleotides long. RefSeq lists its product as uncharacterized. Bases 1 to 288 code for a protein of 95 amino acids. The transcript has 4 exons. Lineage: Eukaryota; Fungi; Ascomycota; Dothideomycetes; Pleosporales; Didymellaceae. The record is from RefSeq and is a predicted model, not a curated record.